Molecule: messenger RNA, 1651 nt
Organism: Vicugna pacos (alpaca)
Lineage: Eukaryota; Metazoa; Chordata; Mammalia; Artiodactyla; Camelidae
Source: RefSeq, a predicted model, not a curated record
AUGGCCUUCACGGACAUUGGGCAUGAGAUUGUCGCAGGCUGUAUCCUCACUGUCUUCAGCAUUUUGCCCCUGGGUCUCCCCCGGGCCUACGAGUGCAGCUGGCGGGCGUCCUGGUUCCCGCGGGAGGAGGGGCUUGCUCGCCGGGGCGUCGGCAUCAUGCCUUUCCCUUGCGCAGGCCACCAGCAACGGGAGGGGGUGGGCUGGGGGGUGUCCUUCCUUCCCAGAUCCUUCCGGCCCAGGGUCCGCAGCGCAGGUCCUAAUCUGAAGGAGUGGCUGAGGGAGCAGUUUUGUGACCAUCCACUGGAGCACUGUGAGGACACGCGGCUCCAUGACGCGGCCUACGUGGGGGACCUCCAGACCCUCAGGACCCUGCUGCAAGAGGAGAGCUACCGGAGCCGCAUCAACGAGAAGUCUGUCUGGUGCUGUGGCUGGCUCCCCUGCACACCCCUGCGCAUCGCAGCCACUGCAGGCCACGGGAACUGCGUGGACUUCCUGAUCCGGAAGGGGGCCGAGGUGGAUCUGGUGGACGUGAAGGGACAGACGGCUCUGUACGUAGCUGUGGUGAAUGGGCACCUGGAGAGUGCCCAGAUCCUCCUCGAGGCUGGUGCCGACCCCAAUGGAAGCCGGCACCAUCGCAGCACCCCUGUGUACCACGCCUCUCGCGUGGGCAGGGCGGACAUCCUGAAGGCCCUCAUCAGGUAUGGGGCCGAUGUCGAUGUCAACCACCACCUGACUCCUGACAUCCAGCCCCCCUUCUCCCGGCGCCUCACCUCCUUGGUGGUCUGCCCCUUGUACAUCAGCGCGGCCUACCACAACCUCCAGUGCUUCAAGCUGCUCCUCCAGGCUGGGGCAAACCCUGACUUCAACUGCAACGGGCCUGUCAACACUCAGGGCUUCUGCAGGGGCUCCCCCGGGUGUGUCAUGGAUGCGGUCCUGCGUCACGGCUGCGAGGCGGCCUUCGUUAGCCUGCUCGUGGAGUUCGGAGCCAACCUGAACCUGGUGAAGUGGGAGUCCUUGGGCCCAGAGUCGAGAGGCAGAAGGAAGGUGGACCCUGAGGCACUGCAGGUCUUCAAAGAGGCCAGAAGUGUCCCCAGGACCUUGUUGAGUCUGUGCCGUGUGGCCGUGAGAAGAGCGCUCGGCAAGUACCGGCUCCACCUGAUCCCCUCACUGCCUCUGCCGGACGCUGUCAAGAGGUUUCUGCUCUACGAGUAGAGGAGUAGAGCGCAGGGGCGGCGGUGAGGAGGAGGGCGCCGCUGCGGAGAGCAUGGACUCCGACUCGUGCCCCCGGGAGCCGCAUCCUGGGCUGCUGGCUAAGUCCCGUUCGGCUUUGGUAAAGCAGAAUCAGCCUUGUUCUUGUGGACUGUAAUCCCAUCUCAGGUGCUUGGGGCUUCGGAUGGUCCUUGGGUCAGUACCAGCGGAGAGGCUCAUACAAAACUUAAUUUUGUUCUUCCUCAGUAUCUGUGUUUUGGAUUUGCGCCGUUGAGCAUUAAAGAAAUGGGCCUUGAAACGAGGGCAAGUUCGGGCUGAGGUUGGAGGCCUGCUGAUAGCCUAGCGGGGAGAACUAGCACUUUCCAGAACUGUGCUUCUGUGUUUGCCUCUCAGUUUAAUGGUUGGAUUAAAGGGAGUUUGGUAUGAAAGUACAGUACAGAGA